UCGAAUGUUGCUUGUAUAUAGCCUAUUCCUCCCACUUUUUGCUCAGCCCACCUGGGCUCUUAUUGAGGGCAUCUACUGCGGACUAGAAAACUGCUAUGAUGUGCUGGGAGUAACGAGAGACGCCACACCUCGCGAGAUCACGAAAGCAUACCGAAAGCUAGCUCGCGAGUACCACCCGGACUCAAAUAAAGAUGACCCAACAGCUCACGAUAAGUUUAUUACAAUAGCCACAGCUUAUGAGACACUUAAAGAUGAAGAAACAAGAACUGAGUAUAAUUCUAUGCUUGAUAAUCCAGACCAAAUUUACAGACAUUACUACAGGUAUUACAGGAGAAAAGCGCCAAAUGUGGAUGUUAGAUUAGUGUUAGUAGUGACAAUAUCAGUCAUAUCAGCAAUACAGUAUUACGCAUGUUGGUAUCGAUAUCACGAAGCUAUUAGUUACCUGGUGACGGUGGCUAAAUAUAGAAACAUGGCCAUAGAGAUCGCACAAGAUAGAGGUCUGUUUGACACGGGAAAGAACAAGGUCAAAGGCAACAGAGGGGUCAAAGAGGAAAUGAAGAGCUUCAAGGAACAGGUCAUCAGAGAUAUCGUAGCUGAAAACAUGGACAUUCAAGGAGGCUACAGCAAACCAGACAUCUAUUGUAUCCUUUGGGUGCAGCUGUUCACGUGGCCCUACCAACGGGUAUUAGACCUCAAAUGGUUGACCUUGUAUUUUGUAAAUCACACAAUAUUCAAGAAACCCCUAGGCAGGGAGCAGAAGCUGUACAAAAUCAGGAAGAAUCUCAAGCUCUCAGAGAGUCAGUUCAACUACCUGGAACCACAUCAGAUUAACGAGUACCUCGAUUUGAAACUAUGGGAGAAGGAUUCCUUCGACGACUAUAAACGUGAGAAAGAAGAAGAGCAAAAGCUGCUAAUGGCCAAUAAUGCUAAGCUAAAAAAAUACAAACGCUGGCUGAAAAACCAUGGCACAGGUCGGAUGACCUUCGAAGAUUAGACAGCGCUUCAAAACUGAAAUCUUGAUAGCAUCAGUUGAACGUUCAUCAAAUUGUAUUAUUUAAAAGUGCCUACGAGUUGAUAAUCAGAUAUUAUACUGGUCUACGUGCAAACAUCCAAAAUAGCCUAAAAAAUUAGGUGAUAGAAUUAUAAAAUAAGUUAAGAAAAGAAAACAUACGGAGGGCUGACGCAUAUAGAGCAGAUCUCAAGUGAUUUUUGUCUUCCAGGAUCCGUGGCGCUUCCUUCCUAUAACCACGAUAUUUUCCAUAAAAUAGGAAUUUUGGUUUGUAAUAUAGUUUCUCGGAUGGUUGCCUUGCAAGCGUUGGUCGUGAUUUUAUGGUCGGUAAGAAAACAAAAACAGGCCAAAACGACGUUAAUAAGCACUAUUUGCAAAGUUUCGAUCGGAAAUAACGUUUUUUUGGCGCGCUCUCCCUCAUCUUAAUUAAAUUUUUUAGGACCAGUUUGAGGUUGGUCAUCAAAAAUGGGUGUCGUUAAAUAGUACCAAAGGGGGCCUUUGAAAAAAUUCGUCAACUAGAAUUGUGGGGGUUUGCUGGAAUGGAGUGAAUGCUCGGUUAGUGGUGCUCUGGAGGUGGGUUGUAGUAUUUUUUUGGUACCAGCGAAGUUACCGUCUUUUUGGAUCUUGAAGAUUUCCCGUGA
This is a messenger RNA of Symsagittifera roscoffensis, 1650 nucleotides long. Its product is annotated as dnaJ homolog subfamily C member 25-like. Gene Ontology annotation, cellular component: endoplasmic reticulum membrane. Gene Ontology annotation, biological process: protein folding. The record is from RefSeq and is a predicted model, not a curated record. Bases 5 to 994 code for a protein of 329 amino acids. The transcript is spliced from 2 exons. Lineage: Eukaryota; Metazoa; Xenacoelomorpha; Acoela; Convolutidae.